This is a messenger RNA of Hypoxylon trugodes, 3886 nucleotides long. RefSeq lists its product as uncharacterized. The record is from RefSeq and is a predicted model, not a curated record. Gene Ontology annotation, cellular component: cytoplasm; fungal-type vacuole membrane. Lineage: Eukaryota; Fungi; Ascomycota; Sordariomycetes; Xylariales; Hypoxylaceae. The transcript has 2 exons. Bases 136 to 3747 code for a protein of 1203 amino acids. Gene Ontology annotation, biological process: endosomal vesicle fusion; autophagy; vesicle-mediated transport.
AACAUUUCCAGAACACCAGGCUGCUAUCUUCAAACUUACUUCUACCUCUAAUCUUUCGCAGCCGCUUACGAUUUGUGGACAUACAAGGCAUUAACAUGACCAAUCCCAACCAUUUAUGAUGCUGUUGCUUCCGUUAUGGCUUCGGGUUCUCAAGGCGACAAACAGUCGCUAAAUGAGCUUAGUGUUGGUCCAUUCGUGCUUCGUACUCUUUUCGCGGAUGUUCCGCUAUCAGAAGAUGGCACCAAGGACGAUAUCAAGAUCAAUUGCGUUGAAUAUUUAGAUGACCAUCUAUACGUAGGCACUUCCGACUCGGAACUUCUUCACUUUUUCCAGAUACCUCCAGAUCCUGCCGACAAAUCUGGCGUCCCGACCUUUAUUCUCGCAUCGAGACUGCGCCCAGCCUUUUCCGAACCCUCCGGAACAUCCAAAGCUACAAGACCCGGUGUUCAACAGAUCUUAUUAUUACCUGCAGUCGGCAAGGCUUGUAUUCUAUGCAACUGGACUGUCACCUUCUAUUCGCUUCCAGAGUUAAGCCCGGUAUUUGGUACAACACAAGUAAAAAAAUGUAGUUGGGUGGGCGGCAUAGACCUAAACGCGGAUGAGACCGAUAACGAUGGACGAGGAGUCGCUAUACUGUUGUCAUUAAACCGGAGGAUUCAGGUCGUUCGCAUAGCCGACUCCCCCCAUCCUAUCAAGAACAUCGAUUUUGCGGGAAGCACAAUAUCCGUAAGAAGGGACUCGAUUGCCUGUGUAGCCGACUCGCGACGCUAUGCGCUACUCGAAAUCAACCAACAAUUGAAAAUCCCUUUGAUGUCUAUCUCUUCUCUAGAUGAGGCUGAGCCGGGUAACAUUGUUGGACAGGCCCAGCAUAUUUCGGGCAGCUCGGGUGGGGUGCUACGAAGUAAUUCCUCCGCUCAGUCUCGUCCCCAGACUCAGAGCCCUGACCCUCCCGCUCACAGGCGAGGCACUAGCUUGGGUGACUUUAUCACGGGAGCUAGCAGGAGGCAGGAAUAUCGCGCUGAAGAUGAAGAUCCUAUCUCCCGACAGCCAACUCCUGAAUCAACGGCGGGCCAGGCAUCAACCGAAGAAAAUACGGGAACGGGUGCUCUGACGCCCGAUGGUGCGGCCAAAGGUCAAACGGGCCAAGCGGGUCGAGUGACUCCAACCAAUAAGCCAUUACCGACCGUGCUUAAACCGCUCAUCGCAUCACCGAGUCCAGAAGAGUUUUUGCUAGUCACUGGUACGGGCCCGUUAGAGCCAGGUAUUGGUAUGUUCGUGAAUCUAGAUGGAGAUCCAACAAGACCUACUAUUGAAUUUGAUCGAUAUCCUAAAGAGAUCGUCGUCGAUGGAGGUUCUACGGAUAUAUCCUCGUCACGAGCAUCCCUCGGCCCGGAGGAAGAAGGAUAUGUUCUCGCAUCAAUGGGGAGGGAAUUCCCUGAUGGCGUCCAUUGUGGCCUUGAGAUCCAACGUUGGGAUAUGGAUGUGGCCGAGGGUGAUACGGCGAAACAUUGGCUCGAACCACCAAAUACUGGGUCAGUUAUUAAGUCUCCACAAAAUAUUGGGAUUAGGUCCCUUCAUGGAAAACAGGAUACACACUUCUCAGAAAUUGUGAAAAGAUUGUGUCGGCGGAGGUUCAGUCCGUUCUCGUCAGGCGGCGCAGAAACCCCCACGAUGUCGCUACGAAGUUUCGACUCAAGAACGGCCUCUACAAUGGAAAGGAUGUCGAAGGAGAGGGAGCUCUUCGAUAGGGAUACCGACUCCCAAAGCGAAGACUCCUUACCCGGGGGAUGGCAGGCAAUACGCAACUCCGAAGAGGAAGAUUUUGCGCGCCGCCUUGCUGGAACCACAGCCCGUUUAGCCGUAUGGUCUGGAAAGAAUAUAUGGUGGGCUGUUCGAAAUCCAUUAAUACUACGAUUAGAUGCGCAGCUUGAGGAGACGGUUGCCACGCCAGAUAGGGCUGCUGCUGAACGGCGAGACUUGUUUACUAUAUUGAACUCUUUCCGUGGUCAGGAUGCUAAAUCGGAAUUAGAGUUCCUAACUUUCAGCUAUAUACGACAACGAUUAGGAAUACUCUUGUUGAAAAGUUUCUUAAAAUCAGAAGAUACACCUUUUUCGGAAUCGGAAUUACGAGCUAUGGAAGAAAUAUUGGUUGAUAGCCUUCUAGAUCCUCGAGUUAUUUUGUCCCUUAUACCUGGGGUUCGUAACGAAGUCAUCGAAACGAAACGAGGCAUAUGGAUAUUUGGUGGUGUCAAGUCGACUGCCGAGGAAUUUAUCUCAAGUAGAAACUUCGACAAAGAUACUUCUACUAUGAAAGCGCUAUCACAACCUGUAUUACAUUUCCUUCGGCGUUUUCUGGCUGCCUGGCGGCGUAAGAAGGGUUUCGGCAGCAUACCUGACGAGAACGAGGUAUUUCGUACAGUUGAUGCGGCCUUACUUGCUGUUCUUCUCGAACUCGAUCAGCAUUCAGCCCCUGGUCCAGUCAAAGCAAAGUCGAUCCGUGCGGACUUGUACGAGCUUGUAGACAGCGGAGUCGACUGUUUCAAUAGGGCAGAGACACUGGUUGAGUCUUAUCACCGCCUUUAUGUGCUCAGCAGGCUGUACCAAAGCCGUAAGAUGAUUGCAGAUGUAUUGGCUACUUGGAGGCGUAUUAUUGAGGGUGAACGAGACGACGGAGGAGAAUUGAACGAUGGCGAACAGCGCGUGCGCGAAUAUCUUUCGAAGAUUAGUAACCAGGCCUUGGUCCAGGAGUAUGGGAUAUGGCUUGCGAAUCGCAACCCAAAACUCGGUGUUCAGAUCUUUGCUGACGACAAGACCCGCGCACCGAAAUUUGAGCCUAGCCAGGUGGUCCAGCUUCUUAGGGAGGAAGCCCCAGAUGCAGUUAAAUAUUAUCUUGAAUUCCUCGUAUUCGGCAAAGGACAUACUGUAUACGUAAACGAGUUGAUCACAUAUUACCUCGAUAUUGUGAUCAGUCACCUUCGAUCAUCGACUGAAGCCCGUGAGGUAGUGAUGUCUACCUAUACGGCGUACCGAGCUCUACAUCCUCCGAAACCGACAUAUCGCCAAUUUUUGACGGAUAAUGCUCCCCCUGAUGACGAAGCAUGGCAUAGCCGGCUACGACUCCUACAAUUACUCGGCGGUAACUAUGAUUACGACUCGGCAGUAAUUCGUGACCGAAUCUCAAGUCUAAGUAACACAGCCGACGAUCUCCUCGUACCCGAGACAAUUAUUCUCGAUGGUCGGGAACGGAAACACGAAGAUGCCUUACGCUUAUUGGUCCACCGGCUCGGAGAUUACGAUACAGCUGUGGCGUAUUGUCUCAGAGGCGGGGCCAGUAUCUACACCAUUUACCAGGCUCAACAAAACCAACCUCCUCCAAGUCCAGAAAGUUUCAAAGCCCCGAAACGCCGCGAUAGUAUGCCCCCGACACAAGACCAACAAGCUCGGCUUUUUCGUGCCUUACUCGGUGAAUUCCUCGAACUUGAAGACGUCAGCGACCGAGUGGAACAGACAGGCUUGCUCCUGGAAAAGUUUGGCGGGUGGUUUGAUGUUGGCGAUGUUUUAUCAGUGAUACCAGAUAGUUGGAGCGUGGAUCUAGUAUCGGGCUUCUUAGUAAAAGCACUAAGAAGGAUCGUGGUUGAGAAGAAUGAAACUACGAUCGCGAGGUCCCUUAGCUCGGCGCAGAACCUUCAGACACAACACGAUUUAAUCGUCCGGAUUGAAGAAAAAGGGCCUAGUAUUGAAACAUAGCGGUGGUGAUAGCGUUGGUAAUGGCGUAAAGAUAAUGACAAGACGUUUCGAGAGUAGUUGGUGUUGUCGAGGGUGACUACUUGAUAUAGCACAAGUCAUGAAUAUACAAAUCAUUUCAAAGUCACUGUGAGUGUUCCCA